UGUUAUCGCGUUUUUUUAUGUUUUUUUGUUCUGUAAGCAUUUAUAUCAUUCAUUCAUUCAUUCAUUGUGUACCGUAAAAGAAUAAUAACCGACACAUUAAUCCUUUGUGAAGGAUAAAUCCUCUCAGUUUAGCUUAGCUUGUCAGCCGCUAACAACGAGACCCGGAAGUGAUGAAGACAUCGCUAAACGGAGAUCGAGUGAGUGCAAACUGGACGUUUCCAAGAAGCCCUAAGUUGUGUUCCACGGAACAGGUGGACACUGAGGAAGAUCUCCCCCCUGAGCAGCAGGAGCUGAGCUCCAGGAUGGAGCAGGAGAAGCCCCAGCCCCGUCUCGUGAAUAAGAAAGAGGAGCCACGGCCCCUACAUGUUAAAGAGGAAGAUGAGGAGCACAGCAUCAACACGGAAGGACCGGAGGAGUUCCCAGUGAUUCAUGUCGUUGUGAAGAGUGAAGAUGAUGAAGGUGAAAGUGAGGAGAAGAGCGAGGCGGAGCCUCCGAGCAGCAGCUCAACAGAAGCCGAUGGAGACCACUGUGGAGGAUCACCAGCAGACAAGCUCUUAGCUCCACUAUCAGAUAGUGAGCACACGACGUCACACUCUCCUGACACUGAUGAUGAUGAUGAUGAUGAAGACUCUACAGCUGAUAUGACAUGUCACCCUGACAACACACGCUUGAAAUGCCAACACUGCGACAAGACCUUUAACGAUCGUAGUAACAUGAGAAGACACGUGAGACUGCACACGGGAGAGAAACCAUUCAUGUGCUCAGUUUGUGCUAAAAGAUUCUCCCAGAAGGCACAUUUGACAGCACACACAAGGAUACACACCGGAGAGAAACCAUUUUCCUGUUCCGUGUGUGGUGUGGCUUUUGUACGAAAUCAAGAUUUGACCAUACACAUGAUAAUACACACCGGAGAGAAACCGUUUUCCUGUUCAAUCUGUGGCGCGGGUUUCGUAAGGAGUCAGUAUCUGAAAAGACACACACGCAUACACACUGGGGAGAAACCUUUCUCCUGUUCCGUGUGCGGUUUAGCUUUUGUUCGGAAUCAGUGUUUGAAAAGACACAUGAGAAGACACACUGGAGAAAAACUACAUUGCUGUUCUAUCUGCCACAAAAGCCUCUGUGACCGGACGACACUCACAUCACACAUGAGGACACACACGGGAGAGAAAGUGUUUCGGUGCAGCGUGUGUGCUGAAGGAUUCUCUUAUAAGUACCAGCUUAGCAACCACGCGUGUGCUGGGGAGAACAGCGGCAGGAAGUGAAGCUGCACCGCUUCCUGCCGGGGAGAACAGCAAGCUUGGAAUGAGCCAUCAAGACUUCAACACGAGGUCGUUCAAUAAAGAAUGUGUGACAGUUUCCUCCAUCUGUCUACCAUCCCUUUUAGUCGAUGUCGAACCCAUA
Molecule: messenger RNA, 1401 nt
Organism: Doryrhamphus excisus (bluestripe pipefish)
Lineage: Eukaryota; Metazoa; Chordata; Actinopteri; Syngnathiformes; Syngnathidae
Biological process (GO): regulation of transcription by RNA polymerase II
Molecular function (GO): RNA polymerase II cis-regulatory region sequence-specific DNA binding; DNA-binding transcription factor activity
Source: RefSeq, a predicted model, not a curated record